AUGGAACUGUAUGUGGUCCAAGGCCCGUUGCUGGACCAUCCGCCCCACUUCCAUUCAGAGUACAUGGAGUGGUACAGACGCAUCAGCAGGAGAUGGAUUAUCCAUCACGGGGCAGAGACUGGAUCAGCUAUGAUUCACUUACAGUCAGAGGCAAGGUCGAGUAUUGGUACUUACGCUCGUAGUCACCAGUUAGGCACCAUGGAGGACCGGAGGGACACACAGUGGCCACCACCAGAGCCUGUUGUUCCGCCACAGCCAUUGCCUCAUAUAGAUCCCCCGACGGUCGACGUACAGCGUAUACGAGGUCGUCGUCAGGGCAGAGCCAGACCUCAUGAGGAGACACGCGAGAUGCCGGCGAACCCUAUGCCACCACCGGUCGACUUUCACGGGGAUACCGAGGAUUUCAUCCGACAGUAUUACGGUCCACGACGUAUUACGGGAGCACCUCAGCGCAGACACAGUGCCCACCAGCUGCAUCCUUUUCGGUACCACCUACGGACCCUCUCCCGGCACAGGAUGAUUUAUUUGGGGAUACCGAGAACUUCAUUGGCCGGUAUCCUGCUUCGUCUUUUACGGUACCGCCUUCGUCUGUACCCUAUGUAGGCCCGUCAUUUGGGCAGGCAGAUUACAUUACGCCGCUGGCCACGCCUCCUCCACAGUUCUCCCAGCAUCCGGAUUCUGCUUUUACCCCGUUUCAGGCGACUCCGACGGCGCAGACACCUCAUCCUCAGACACCUACAUAUAUGCCGACUGUUCCAGUAUUUGAUGAUUCUUGGAACUUUACCUCCCUGACCACUCCUCCCUCACAGCGGUCUCGACUUUUUGAGGGCUACAUACCGACGCCGCCAAGUCAAGAUUCGGACUCCUCUUCUCGCCCGACUCAGACUCCCUCCUAGAUGCACUUUUCUCUUGAUGACCCUUGGAUCUACAAUUUGGUUCAGGACCCACAGCCGUUUAGUGACUUUCGAGGAAUGCAGACUCCUUCUUUUUCUCUGGGAUUAGAGUUAGACCCCUCCUCACAGGCUCCUGCUCCUGAUGUACAUGAUGAUGACGAGAUUGAGGAUGUGGACAGUCCAGCCGGCGAUAGUCGCGAGAGAAGCACCAGACCAGAUGGAAGACGUUACCGCCGAUUGAAUGAUAGUCAGAUGAGUCAACGUGUCAACAAGGGUUACGACUUGAGGACACGCUUACGGACUCCUGAUAGAUCAGACUUUACUGAGUAGUUUUAUUAUUUUUGUACAAAUUUUUAUGUAUGCAUUAUUAAUU
Messenger RNA from Mercurialis annua (annual mercury), 1266 nucleotides. RefSeq lists its product as uncharacterized. The record is from RefSeq and is a predicted model, not a curated record. The coding region runs from base 1 to 603 and encodes 200 amino acids. Lineage: Eukaryota; Viridiplantae; Streptophyta; Magnoliopsida; Malpighiales; Euphorbiaceae. The transcript has 4 exons.